Hipposideros armiger (great roundleaf bat) is the source of this 1664-nucleotide messenger RNA. It is a transcript of the gene SDF4, whose product is annotated as stromal cell derived factor 4. NCBI's taxonomy places the organism in Eukaryota, Metazoa, Chordata, Mammalia, Chiroptera, Hipposideridae. Gene Ontology annotation, biological process: calcium-ion regulated exocytosis. The record is from RefSeq and is a predicted model, not a curated record. Bases 16 to 1230 code for a protein of 404 amino acids. The transcript has 7 exons. Gene Ontology annotation, cellular component: endoplasmic reticulum. Gene Ontology annotation, molecular function: calcium ion binding.
GCGCGCCCUCGGGCCAUGGACUCCGCUGGUCUGUCCCGCGGACGUCGGGUAAACGGCCCGGGACGCGCGGUCACGGGAGGCGGUGGACCCGCCUUCACCGCGGGGCGACCUCACCGUCGUCGUCUGCGGAAGCUCCUGGCCACACUUGUAGGCCAUCCUGCGGUCUGGACCCAGGUGGCCAUGGCGUCCAGGCAGGCUCCGUGCUACCUCUGGCUCCUGGGGGUCAUCCUUCUGAUGGACGCGUCUGCCCGGCCUGCCAACCACUCGUCUGCCCGGGAGAGAGCAGGCCUCAGGGAGGAGAACGAGAUCCUGCCCCCAGACCACCUGAACGGGGUGAAGCUGGAGAUGGACGGGCACCUCAACAAGGACUUCCACCAGGAGGUCUUCCUGGGGAAGGACACAGACGGCUUUGAGGAGGACGCGGAGCCUCGGAAGAGCAGGAGGAAGCUCAUGGUCAUCUUCUCCAAGGUGGAUGUGAACGCUGACAGGAGGAUCAGCCCCAAGGAGAUGCAGCACUGGAUCAUGCAGAAGACAGCCGAGCACUUCCAGGAGGCCGUGGAGGAGAGCAGGGCCCACUUCCGUGCCGUGGACCCCGACGGCGACGGCCGCGUGUCCUGGGACGAGUACAAGGUGAAGUUUUUGGCGAGCAAAGGCCACAAUGAGAGAGAACUUGCUGAGAAGAUGAGGAGUAACGAGGAGCUGAAGGUCGACGAGGAGACACAGGAAGUCCUGGAGAACCUUAAAGACCGCUGGUACCAGGCGGACAACCCCCCCUCAGACCUGCUGCUGACCGAGGACGAGUUCCUGUCAUUCCUGCACCCCGAGCACAGCCGUGGCAUGCUCAAGUUCAUGGUCAAGGAGAUCGUCCGGGACCUGGACCAGGAUGGCGACAAGCAGCUCUCGCUGCCCGAGUUCAUCUCUUUGCCCGUGGGCACCGUGGAGAACCAGCGCGGCCAGGAUGUUGAUGACAACUGGGUGAGAGACCGGAAGAAGGAGUUUGAGGAGCUGAUUGAUGCCAACCAUGAUGGGAUUGUGACCAUGGCAGAGCUGGAGGACUACAUGGACCCCAUGAAUGAGUACAACGCCCUCAACGAGGCCAAGCAGAUGAUUGCCAUCGCCGACGAGAACCAGAACCAGCACCUGGAGCCCGAGGAGGUGCUCAAGUACAGCGAGUUCUUCACGGGCAGCAAGCUCAUGGACUACGCCCGCAAUGUGCACGAGGAGUUCUAAGCCCGCCAACUGCCGUCCUCCGUGCGGGUGGAAGAUGAGCUUGCGCGUGCGCCCCUCUGCAGGGUUGCGCCGCUCUGCGUGGUCGCACCCUUCUGCCCUUCUGCGGUGGACGUGUGUUUCCUCACGGGCUCUACGUGCACAGGAGUCCCGCGUCAUCACUGCAUCUCGCUUCUGAGAACUCAGAGCCGCUCUGCGGAAAGCACUGACCACGGAGCCCGCAGGCAGUCGUGGGAAAGAGCGCGGCUCCCGCCCUUCCCUCGAAGCUGAGGGCUGAGUGGUGGACUGCUUUGCCGGAAGCCGGUGGGCAGGGGUGCUGCCUGCUCCAGGUAGCGGUCUCAGAACCACCCGUCAGUGUUCGGUCUCAGAAAACGCACAUAUUUGUGACAAGAAUCAUGUUAACUCACUUCAAAAUAUACUUGUCUCUUUGUCCCAGC